CGCGGGGGCGCAGGCGGCGCCACGCGCGGCGGCGCCAGGUGCAGGUUAAAAAGUUGUUGUAUCAUCUCAGGGAAGCAGUAGCCUAUUGUGGUUUUCUUGGAGCAGCAACUCAAACCAAAAAUGAGCAGAUGAUACCAGUUAAACAGUGUCUGGCAGACAACAUCAUCACAGUGGCAACACCACAAAAGCAACAUCAAAGAGCAGGGGACUUUUGUGUUCCCGAGUCAGCGGGAAGCAUGCCCAGUAUCUCAGCUGCCAAAGUGGCUGCAGUUUCUACAUAGACCUCUAUAGAUCUCGUAACCAUGUCUGUUAGCGCAACAGAGAAUGAUCCUCCUAGAUUCUUCGUGGGUGGAGAAGAUGGAGAAGAAUUAUUGGAUUCAGCCAGAUCUACAGAUUACGAACACUUCUAUGACCAUGGGGAAGAAGAGGAGGAAGAGUAUGACUCUCCACCAGAAAGACAAAUCGCAGUUGGAAUUUGUUCAAUGGCUAAGAAAUCUAAGUCCAAACCAAUGAAAGAAAUUCUUGAACGCCUCUCCAUGUUUAAGUACAUAACUGUGGUAAUAUUUGAAGAGGAUGUUAUUUUGAAUGAGCCAGUAGAAAACUGGCCUUUAUGUGACUGUCUCAUUUCUUUUCAUUCUAAAGGAUUUCCACUGGACAAAGCAGUUGCCUAUGCAAAACUCAGGAAUCCAUUCAUAAUCAAUGACUUGAAUAUGCAGUAUCACAUACAAGACAGGAGAGAAGUAUACGGUAUUCUUAAAGCUGAAGGCAUUUUACUUCCUCGCUAUGCAGUUCUGAACCGUGAUCCAAACAAUCCCCAAGAAUGCAACUUGAUUGAAGGAGAAGAUCAUGUGGAAGUGAAUGGAGAAAUUUUCCAAAAGCCUUUUGUAGAAAAGCCAGUUAGUGCUGAGGACCACAAUGUUUACAUUUAUUAUCCAACAUCUGCUGGGGGUGGAAGCCAGAGGCUCUUUCGAAAGAUUGGCAGCAGAAGCAGUGUUUAUUCCCCUGAAAGCAGUGUGAGAAAAACAGGCUCCUAUAUUUAUGAGGAAUUCAUGCCUACAGAUGGCACUGAUGUGAAGGUGUACACAGUAGGUCCAGAUUAUGCUCAUGCUGAAGCCCGGAAGUCUCCAGCUCUGGAUGGCAAGGUAGAACGAGAUAGUGAAGGAAAAGAAGUGAGGUAUCCAGUCAUCCUGAAUGCAAGAGAGAAGUUAAUUGCUUGGAAAGUAUGCCUUGCCUUUAAACAAACAGUUUGUGGCUUUGAUUUGCUGCGUGCUAAUGGACAGUCCUAUGUCUGUGAUGUGAAUGGCUUCAGUUUUGUGAAAAACUCCAUGAAAUACUAUGAUGAUUGUGCUAAGAUACUGGGAAAUAUCAUAAUGAGAGAACUUGCUCCCCAGUUUCAGAUACCAUGGUCGAUUCCUUUGGAAGCUGAAGACAUCCCUAUUGUGCCAACCACCUCUGGAACAAUGAUGGAGCUUAGAUGCGUUAUAGCUGUAAUACGGCAUGGGGACCGAACACCAAAACAAAAAAUGAAAAUGGAAGUAAAACAUCAGAAGUUUUUUGAUCUCUUUGAAAAAUGUGAUGGAUAUAAAUCUGGAAAACUAAAACUGAAAAAACCAAAACAGUUGCAGGAAGUGCUUGAUAUAGCAAGGCAGCUCCUUGUAGAACUUGGGCAAAACAAUGAUUCUGAAAUUGAAGAAAGUAAAGCAAAACUUGAACAGCUAAAGACUGUGUUAGAAAUGUAUGGGCAUUUUUCAGGCAUAAAUCGCAAAGUUCAGUUAACAUAUCUUCCUCAUGGUUGCCCAAAGACUUCCAGUGAAGAGGAAGAUAAUAGAAGAAAUGAGCCAUCCCUGCUUCUGGUUCUGAAAUGGGGAGGAGAAUUGACCCCUGCAGGCAGGGUUCAAGCAGAGGAGCUUGGAAGGGCUUUCAGGUGUAUGUAUCCAGGUGGACAAGGAGAUUAUGCUGGAUUUCCUGGAUGUGGUUUGCUCAGAUUACAUAGCACUUACCGACAUGAUCUCAAAAUCUACGCUUCUGAUGAGGGACGAGUUCAGAUGACUGCAGCAGCUUUUGCGAAGGGACUACUGGCCUUAGAGGGAGAGCUGACUCCUAUUCUUGUCCAGAUGGUAAAAAGUGCUAAUAUGAAUGGUUUGUUGGACAGUGACAGUGACUCUUUAAGCAGCUGUCAGCAUCGUGUUAAAGCAAGACUCCAUGAAAUUCUCCAGAGAGACAGAGAAUUUACUGCUGACGACUACGAUAAGCUUACUCCAUCUGGAAGCAUCUCAUUGAUAAAAUCAAUGCAGGUUAUUAAAAAUCCUGUAAAGACAUGUGACAAGGUCUAUUCCUUAAUCCAGAGCUUGACUUCUCAGAUCAGGCAAAGAAUGGAAGAUCCAAAGUCUGCAGAUAUUCAGCUGUACCACAGUGAAACACUAGAACUGAUGCUGCGCAGGUGGGCCAAGCUGGAAAAAGACUUUAAAACAAAAAAUGGAAGAUAUGAUAUUAGCAAAAUUCCUGAUAUUUAUGACUGUAUAAAAUAUGACGUGCAGCACAAUGGCUCCUUAAAAUUAGAAAACACAAUGGAAUUAUACAGGCUUUCAAAGGCUUUAGCUGACAUUGUGAUCCCUCAGGAAUAUGGUAUUUCUAAGGCUGAGAAACUAGAGAUUGCGAAAGGUUACUGCACUCCUCUAGUUAGAAAAAUCCGUUCUGACCUUCAGAGAACUCAAGAUGAUGAUACUGUAAAUAAGCUUCACCCUCUUUACUCCAGGGGUGUUAUGUCCCCUGAACGCCAUGUUCGCACACGGCUGUAUUUCACCAGCGAGAGUCAUGUCCACUCCCUGUUAUCCACCCUUCGUUAUGGUGCCUUAUGUGAUGAAUCAAAAGAUGAACAAUGGAAACGAGCUAUGGAUUAUUUAAAUGUUGUCAAUGAACUCAAUUACAUGACACAGAUUGUUAUCAUGCUUUAUGAAGAUCCAAACAAGGAACUUUCUUCAGAAGAACGUUUCCAUGUAGAGCUGCACUUUAGUCCAGGAGCCAAAGGCUGUGAGGAAGAUAAAAAUUUACCAGCUGGAUAUGGAUACAGACCUGCCUCCAGAGAGAAUGAAGGCUCGAAGAAAAUGUCUCAUAGAAAUGAUAGUGAUGAGGAGGCACAUGCUUCUAAAAGAGAUGAAGCAGAUCGGUCAGUAGUGAUGUUCAAGCCAAUGGUAUCAGACCCAAUUCACAUACACAGAAAGUCACCCCUUCCAAGAUCCAGGAAGAUUGGUUCUGUUGAAGAAGAGAGCCCCCUGAGUGUGUCUAGCCCAGAGUGUAUUGGUACCUGGCUGCAUUACACCAGUGGUGUGGGUACUGGGCGUCGAAGACGCAGAUCAGGGGAACAAAUCACUUCUUCCCCUGUCUCCCCUAAAUCAUUGGCUUUCACAUCCAGUAUUUUUGGCUCAUGGCAACAGGUCUUAUCAGAAAGCAAUAGUAACUUACGAACACCGAGAACUAUUCUGGAACAAAAGCAGAGUGGUCUAGGGUCUCACUGUGCGGGCCUGUUUAGCACCUCAGUGCUCGGGGGUUCUUCAAGUGCACCUAACCUACAGGAUUAUGCUCGUACUCAUCGUAAAAAGCUGACUUCUUCUGGCUUCAUAGAUGACACCACACGCGGUUCUGCUGUUAAAAGGUUUUCUAUCUCAUUUGCUCGACACCCAACCAAUGAACACCCACACCUCUUUAGGUGCUGGUCCAUUUCCUCGGAAUGUCUAGGCUCCAGUGGUUUUGAACUAUAUUCCAUGGUGCCUUCUAUUUGCCCGUUGGAAACUCUACACAACUCCUUGUCUCUGAAGCAGGUGGAUGAAUUUCUUGCCUCUGUUGCUGCUCCAUCAAGGGAAAAUCUACAAGAGACAUGUACUGAUUUUACUUCUCCAACUUACAUGAUUCCACUGUCAGGAAGAAAAAUUUCUUUGAAUACAUAUACCCCUGCAAAAAUUCAACCAACACCACUUGAAACUUUGCCUGAAAGGCUAGCAAUAGAGAAACCAACCUUAUCUACCCCUGGAUCUUCUGUUUGUGUAUCUAAUGUUAAGCUAUCUCUUGAAGAGGCUUCGCUAGACGUAGAACUUAGUGGUGAAACUCUUUCUGAGAAGAAAUGAAGUUCAUCAGACAAAACUGGAAGCAACUUAAACAACUCUUUAGUGUGCAUUCAACUAAAUUACUGAGCUUUCAAAAGCCAUUCAUGUCUGCAGUUCAUAGUGCACUUAAGAGUCUUUAGUUUAUACAUGGUUAACUAGUGUGCACGCUACAUAUUUAGGUCAAAUGUCUUUUCUCAUUUUCUAAAACAUUUCAGGAAAUAUAUUUACUUAUCCGUUUGAUGAGCUGCACACCUUUAAUGGAAAAGCUGCACAGGAACCUUUUCAGUGUCUUCAAAUAUUUACUGUAAACUUGUACAAAAAGAAAAUACCAAUGCAGUGGUAUGUCUUACAGUGGCUCUGUUGUUGUCACUGUAAUGAAGGCAUUAUCUGUUGUCACUAUAAACUUCUAUUUUCAGGAGUUUAUAAUCUCCCUGUGAAUUUCUUUUGUGGGCUGAAAUGUAACGGACAUCUUGGCUAGAAGCUUUUUUUUAAUUUAACUACAUUUCCAAAGAGAUCUCUUUUGCCUGGUUUUGAAGAUAAGCAGAUGUUUUCUGCAUUUUAAUUAUUUUAUAUCAUAUAUGCUGCAAUAAUUAGGCAUGAUGGAAUUAGUUAAUGAAUUGUCACUUUUGACUCUCCUUAUUUUUAUUCUGUGUUUACAUCAGACCUGUAACAUUGAAAUACACCUUCUCUUUUGUUGUUUAGUAUACAUGCUUGUAUACGGGUACCUGUAGAUCAUCCAGCAGAUAAAACUCUUUUAUAUGUUUUUAUCAAAACCUUCUUUUGUUUACUAAAAAAACAAUUUUUUUUGCUUUGCCAUAUGUUUCUACAAAAAGGUGAUAUUAAAAAGCAGAUUUUGUAAAAGAGAAAUGGUUACAGCUGGUCUGCUAGUAAGUUUAUCCAAAAAAUUGUAAAUAUUCCAUCUAUGCUUUAUUAUCAUCCCUUCAGAGUAGAGAGAGACUGUGGUCUACCAGAACUCAGUGCUUACUGUUGCAAAAUAGUCAGGAUUCAUCAUGGCCUGGGAAUUUUCAUACCUCUCUCCUUCCAAUCUAGGUGGUUGACAACAGGUCUCAUUAAAAAAAAACCAUUAAAGAUCUUAUAAGAGCUGUGAGAAGCACUACUAGGUCAGUGGAACUUUGAGUUAUUGGGUUAUGUAGAGUAAUCAUCCAGUCUCAGCAGUUCUUGUGAUUUUAUCUGUGGCAUGAAAAACUAUUGAAUGAUUAUCAUUAUCCCAAAUGUAUGAAAAUAUUGUCCACUUUUGUAAGUUCAGGUGGCUGAUUAUUAACAAUGGACUUCAUAAAAUACAAGUUAGAUAAUUCCUUUCACAUUUAAGUUGCAGAAAAUGUAGCUUCUGAGUAAUAUUCUUAACUAGGGCUCUUACUCAUCUCCAGAGCCAGUGCAACUAUAAUUACAUUCACUUUGCCACAGGGUCUGUUUUCAGUGUUUACCACACAUGAAAUGGCUUCAGCAGACUAAUUCUAAAAAUGCUGGUUAAAUACCAAAAAUAUGAAGGGUUUCACAGCUAUAUACUUAAAACAUUUCAUUUUCUGUAGUGUAAUUGUGUUAUUGACAGUGUUGGUCUUGCACACAACUGAAUGUACAUUUGUUUACAGUUUAAAAAAAAAUACUGUUAAAAUUUAAGUAUGCGUAUCAUUCCAGUCAACCAAAGCUGUGGCAUAACUUUUUUUAUGUGCUCCAGAAUAAAAACAAGA
Molecule: messenger RNA, 5809 nt
Organism: Gymnogyps californianus (California condor)
Lineage: Eukaryota; Metazoa; Chordata; Aves; Accipitriformes; Cathartidae
Gene: PPIP5K2
Product: diphosphoinositol pentakisphosphate kinase 2
Biological process (GO): inositol phosphate biosynthetic process; inositol metabolic process
Cellular component (GO): cytosol
Molecular function (GO): diphosphoinositol pentakisphosphate kinase activity; inositol hexakisphosphate kinase activity; 5-diphosphoinositol pentakisphosphate 1-kinase activity
Source: RefSeq, a predicted model, not a curated record